GGGGCCAAGAGUGGAACCUCCCUGCAAACAGCCUGGUGCAUUCAUUCCCUGUGCCCAGCACUGUGCCCUUGCAGCAGUGCUGGGAGCCAGCCAGGAAAAUCCCAGGGAGCUGCGGGAGCCUCUGGCUGCCCCUGGCAACUCUGUUGUGCUGCCACCACCUCGGCUGUCCCGGUCCCAGCUCCUCUGCAGGCCCCUGGGCGAGGAGGAGGCACUGCCGAGAUGGACUCGGAGCUGGAGGAGCGGUUGCGAGAGGCUUUGCGGGACAAGCUGCGGCUGCUCCCGGCCGAGCUGCGCGCAGCCCGUGGCAGCAGGGCGGCAGUGCGGGGCCCGGCCACGCUGCCGCUGUCCAGCCGUGUGCUCCUGAAGCGGCGGGAGGUGGCGGAGGCGGAGCGGCAGCUGCGGGACCAGCGGCAGGAGUUCCAGCAGCGGAUGCAGAGCCUGGCGCAGCGCCGGCAGCAGCUGGCCCGGAGGCAAGAGCAGCACCGCGACGCCGUGCUCAGAUUCGACUCCUUCCUGAAGGCGGCGGCGGCCCGGCGGGAGCGGGCGCUGCGGCGGGCGGGCGAGCAGCGGGCGCGGGCGGCGGCGGAGCGAGCGGAGGCGGCCCGGCUGCGGCGGGAGCGGGAGCGGCUGCUGCGGCACCGGGAGCGCCUGGCCCGGCGCCUGCGGAGCCUCCGGCCCUUCGGGGACUACCUGCGGGACGCGCUGGCCAGCGUGGGGCAGCCGCCUCUCACCGCCCAGUUCCAGGACGUGCCGGCCAUGCUGGUGCAUUUCGGGGUGCUGGCGGGGGUGCGGGCAGCCCUGGCACGGGAGGCAGAAGCCGGGCAGGAGCAGCUGGCCCAGGGCAGGGCACAGCUCCAGCGGUACCGUCAGGACACCAGCACCCAGCUCCUGGGCACCAGGAACGAGCUGGCCCGGCUCCAUGCACGCCUGCAGGCUGCCCGCCAAGACGUGCUCCAGUGGGAGUCCUGCUGGACCCACAUCCAGAGCACAGCCAUCCAGAAGACCCUGCUGCUGGGGCAGAUCAAGCUGGCUGUGCUGAACCUCUUCCAGCAAACCACGGCACAGCUCAGGAUCCCCACGGACAGAGCACAGGAGGACACGAAGGCCCAGUUGGACAUGGCUCCCAUCUCCACAGGUGCUGCUCUGCAUGCAGGCCUUGGCUGACAUCUGUGCCACUGGCACACACCCACAGCACCACAGGAGUGCCAGGCUGCUUCGGGGCCAGGAAUAACCCCUGGGGCCACCUGCCUGCUCCUGGGGCUGGGGUGGGGCUGCCAGGGCCAGCAUGGAGCCACGGGACCCCUGUGGAUGGAGGUAAUUCCCUGCAAGUCUGGAAACCACAUGUCAAGAGGCAACAGGGACAGCAGCGGCAGAGUCACACUGGGGUGGCACCACACCCAGGCAGGGCCAGGGCACUCCCAAGGUUCCCUCCUGCACAGAGCACCCCAGGCUGGAGGACGAGGAGGAGGGAGCUGCUGUUGGCAUCUCUGAAGGUGUU
Molecule: messenger RNA, 1498 nt
Organism: Passer domesticus (house sparrow)
Lineage: Eukaryota; Metazoa; Chordata; Aves; Passeriformes; Passeridae
Gene: CFAP73
Product: cilia and flagella associated protein 73
Exons: 7
Coding region: 220-1164 (314 amino acids)
Biological process (GO): spermatid development
Source: RefSeq, a predicted model, not a curated record